AUGGGCUGGUCAAUUAUGUUUCACAUUGGAUAUCAAGCUGAGGCAAGUCAAAGUGUUCUCACAACCAAGAUGGCCACCAACCACAGCAAUUACAGCGCCUUCUACUGCAAAUUCAACGAGGACUUUAAAUAUAUCCUCCUUCCUGUCAGCUAUGCCCUGGUCUUUGUUAUUGGCCUGGCACUGAACGCGACAGCCUUGUUUGUGAUUGUGUUCCGCACUAAGCGCUGGAAGCCCUCCACCAUCUACAUGUUCAACCUGACGAUGUGCGACACGCUCUACAUCUUCACCUUGCCCUUCCUUGUCUAUUACUACGCAGACGAGAACGACUGGCCCUUCACUGAACCAUUGUGCAAGCUCAUACGCUUCCUUUUUUACGCCAACUUAUACGGUUCUAUCCUCUUCCUGUGCUGUAUCAGCCUACAUCGCUUCAUUGGUAUCUGCUACCCAGUCCGCUCCAUGAGCUGGGUCAGUGCGCGUCGGGCCAGACUGGUAUCUGUGGCAGUGUGGGCCAUUGUUUUUUGCUGCCAGGCGCCUAUUCUAUACUUCUCAAGAAUCAGGGCUCGGGACACUGGGCGGGUCUGCUACGACACCACAAGCCCAGAGCUUUUUGAUGACUUCCUGGUGUACAGUUCGAUCAUAUCAGUUCUCAUGUUUGCCCUGCCCUUCAUGGUGGUGAUGGUAUGCAAUGGCCUUAUGGUGCGGAAACUUCUGGAGCCAGGCUGGGGCUCUGAUGGGGGACCUGAUAGCGAGAGAGGGGGUCUGUCGGCUAAUCGCUCCAAGCAGAAAUCAGUGAAGAUGAUCAUCAUUGUGCUGGGAACGUUCAUGCUCUGCUUCCUCCCUUUCCACCUCACUCGGAGUCUUUACUACUCCUUUAGAUACCUAAGGCAGCUCAAUCCAGCACAGAUCAGCUGUACUUUGCUCGAGGCCUCCAGUGUGGCCUACAAAGUCACCCGACCCUUGGCCAGCGCCAACAGCUGUCUUGACCCCAUCCUUUACUUCCUGGCUGGACAGGACGCUCGCAGCACUCUCACCAAGAAGACCAAGGCGCCUUCAUCAAGAGCAACAAGUGUGAGCCGACGCUUAACAACAAAACUCUGA
This is a messenger RNA of Labrus bergylta (ballan wrasse), 1098 nucleotides long. The record is from RefSeq and is a predicted model, not a curated record. NCBI's taxonomy places the organism in Eukaryota, Metazoa, Chordata, Actinopteri, Labriformes, Labridae.